CUUUUUUGGUCCCUCUGUCUUCUUCCUCCUCCUCCUCCACCAGCUCGGCGAUGGAUUUCGUUGCUUCUCCUCGAUUCUUCUCCGAGGUAACUCUCCAAGACCCGCCGCCCCUCGAAACCAACGUGCCGCGGCGAACGACUUUGGUCUCCACAACUUCCUCCACGCGCCUCCAUGUGACCGUCCACUACACCAUGAUUCAGAGACAAAUCUUCCGAUACGGCCGCAUCCUCGCGUUCGACCCGGUGCUCGGCGCGUCGAUGGCGCCCCCGCCCCAUUCCUUCGACUUGGGCACGUUGGGGAUGCUCCGCAUCCGGCCCGCCCACGUGCUCCAAAACCUCGCUGCCGUCUGGGCCCAUCUCGGUAUACCCGAAUGGGCCCGUCAGCACCUGGGCCUCUCCCUGACCCGACAGAUCGACGAGCUGGCCCAGGACCUGCCGCGCACGCUCCAAGAGCUGCGCGUGGUGUGGAGGGUGAAGAGGGUGGACGACGUCGUGCACAAUCUCCAACUCGACGACGAGCCGACCAGGAGCUGGUUUAGGCAGUUCGCAAUGGCGGCGCUGGUGGCGGCGGGACAGGGGAACGGGAAUAACAACAACGGGAUGGUCCCCGCCGCGCCUGAGGCUCUGGCGAAACUGGCGGCGGUGGAAGCGGAGUCCGUCGCCGGCCGGGGGGAGAGUUGCUCGAUCUGCUUGGACGAGUUGGGCGGUGGCGGUGGUGCGGCUGCGGCGAUGCCUUGCAAGCAUGUGUUUCACGAGCAGUGCAUUGUUUCUUGGUUGAAACGGAGCCAUUACUGUCCAAUUUGUCGAUUCGAGAUGCCCACGGCGGAGGAUGCGCGGCUGUCUCUGGCGUCAUAGACGGUUUCUUGUCGUCGGAGAUAGGUUUAGUAGUGACUACUACAUGUCUACAUUAGUGUAGUGGACGAAUUGGUUGUAAAUUUGUGUACGCUCAAGUUCCUUUUGGUAAUUUGACUUUACUUUUAGUUUAUAAUUUUUUCAAGAAUGUUUGUUUACUUUACUAUCAUCGUCCAAUUUCAAGAUUUUCUCAAACGAUCAUGCGUGAGUGUGUUUGUAUCUCUUGCUAUAAUCAUAACUGUUAUUAGAGGAAUCGAAUGGAUUUAAGGUGGAACGUAAAAUGAUUAUUCGAGUUCUUUUGGAAGAGGAACGGAUAAGAAUUGUAUUGUACUCAAAAGAAUUAAUCGGAUGAACCAAG
Messenger RNA from Linum trigynum, 1209 nucleotides. Lineage: Eukaryota; Viridiplantae; Streptophyta; Magnoliopsida; Malpighiales; Linaceae. The record is from the annotation of a GenBank genome assembly.